GGGGCGAGAGACGGAGCCGCGACCCCGCUGCCGCCCAGCGACCCCCGGCCCCAGCACCGCCGCCCCCCGCCCGACAUGGCUCUGCGGCGCCUUCUUCUCUUCGCUGCCGCGCUGGCGGCGGCCGCCGCGCCAGCCGCCGCCUUCUACCUGCCGGGCCUGGCGCCCGUCAACUUCUGCGAGGCCGGCAAGGAGAAGCCCGAGUGCAAGUCUGGAAUCGAGCUGUUUGUGAACAGACUUGACUCAGUAGAGUCUGUCCUCCCCUACGAAUACACUGCGUUUGACUUUUGUCAAGCAGAAGGAAAGAAGCGUCCUUCAGAAAACCUUGGCCAAGUCUUGUUUGGAGAGAGGAUAGAACCGUCUCCUUACAGGUUCACAUUCAACAAGAUGGAGACAUGUAAAUCUGUUUGUAUAAAAACAUAUGAUACCACAAAGCCAGAAGAUAAACAGAAAUUAGACUUUCUGAAAAAAAGUAUGCUACUGAAUUACCAACAUCACUGGAUUGUGGACAACAUGCCUGUGACGUGGUGUUAUGAUGUGGAAGAUGGCCAGAGGUUCUGUAAUCCUGGUUUUCCUAUUGGCUGUUACAUUACAGAAGAUGGCCGUCCUAAAGAUGCCUGUGUUAUUAAUUCAGAAUUUCAUGAAAAAGAUACGUUUUAUAUUUUCAACCACGUUGACAUAAAAAUAUAUUACCAUGUUGUGGAAAAUGAAGCUCUGGGAGCAAGACUAGUUGCUGCUAAACUUGAACCAAAAAGUUACAAGCAUACUCAUGCAGACAACCCUGACUGCUCAGGAGUAGCUAUGGAUAUAAGUAAUAAGGCUAGCGGAGAAGUCAAAAUUGCAUACACAUACUCAGUUACUUUUCACGAGGAAAAGAGUAUUAGGUGGGCAUCAAGAUGGGAUUAUAUUUUGGAAUCCAUGCCUCACACUCACAUCCAGUGGUUUAGUAUUAUGAAUUCCCUGGUGAUUGUCCUCUUUCUGUCUGGAAUGGUAGCUAUGAUUAUGUUGAGGACGCUGCAUAAAGAUAUUGCAAGAUACAAUCAGAUGGAUUCCACUGAAGAUGCCCAAGAAGAAUUUGGCUGGAAGCUGGUUCAUGGUGAUAUUUUCAGGCCCCCAAGGAAAGGAAUGCUGUUGUCAGUUUUUCUAGGCUCUGGAACACAGAUCUUAAUAAUGACUUUUGUUACCCUGUUUUUUGCCUGCCUGGGAUUUUUGUCACCUGCUAACAGGGGAGCCCUAAUGACCUGUGCUGUAGUUCUGUGGGUACUGCUUGGAACUCCAGCUGGUUAUGUUGCUGCCAGAUUCUACAAAUCAUUUGGAGGUGAGAAAUGGAAAACAAAUGUCCUGCUGACAUCAUUCCUUUGUCCUGGAAUUGUAUUUGCAGAUUUUUUUAUCAUGAACCUCAUUCUCUGGGGAGAAGGCUCUUCAGCAGCUAUUCCAUUUGGUACCUUGGUUGCUAUUUUGGCACUCUGGUUUUGCAUAUCUGUACCACUGACGUUUAUUGGUGCCUAUUUUGGGUUUAAGAAAAAUGCUAUUGAGCACCCUGUUCGCACAAACCAAAUUCCUCGUCAGAUUCCUGAGCAAUCAUUCUAUACAAAGCCAUUACCUGGCAUUAUCAUGGGAGGGAUUCUUCCUUUUGGAUGUAUCUUUAUACAGUUGUUCUUUAUUCUCAAUAGUAUUUGGUCCCACCAGAUGUAUUACAUGUUUGGCUUCCUGUUUCUGGUAUUCAUUAUUUUGGUUAUUACAUGUUCUGAGGCUACAAUAUUGCUCUGCUACUUCCAUCUAUGUGCAGAGGACUAUCACUGGCAGUGGCGUUCAUUUCUCACUAGUGGCUUCACUGCAGUUUAUUUCCUAAUAUAUGCAAUACAUUAUUUCUUUUCUAAACUGCAAAUCACAGGAACAGCUAGCACCAUUUUAUAUUUUGGUUAUACCAUGAUUAUGGUUUUGAUCUUCUUCCUUUUCACAGGGACAAUUGGAUUCUUUGCAUGCUUUUGGUUUGUAACCAAAAUAUACAGCGUAGUGAAAGUCGAUUGAAGAAGCCAAUGUAAAGAGUUAACAUGGAAGAGGUUUAAUCUUCAUUAACAUAACUUAAAAACCUGGUCUCGUUGAUGAACUUGAGCUUUAUCAGAAGUAUUGGCUUCCUAUUCUCUGAGAAUGAUACUGAAAUGCACCUACUUUUCCACUAACACGUUUGUAUUGUGACUUAACAACCUGUUUUCAUUCAAACCUUAAUGAAGAUCAGAGUUACGAUAUUUAUGCAUUUGUAAAUACAACUAUACUUUAAAAAAUGUUAAAUUCUAAUGGCAGAAUAGAAGUGGCUGUAUUACACAACUUAAUGAUACUUCUGAUCAAAGUACAACUGUAAAUAGGUUUUUCUAGCUUGGUAGGUGGGAUGAAUUAUUUUUCUUUGAGGGAAAUGAGAACUUUUUAUUAUGCUAACUUUGAAGGAUGACUCUUAAGAAGUGUUGCUUUUAGUCUGGAUGUGAUUUUUAUUUUUUACUGGUGUUACGUCCAUAAAUAUUCUGAUUUCUGUGACUUAAUUAGUUUUGGUGUUCUUGGCCUUUUAAACGAUGUGCCUCUGAGUCCUUGAAUUUAUAAAUUCAUAAUCUAAUAAACGCUGUAAAAAUGUCUUCAUUGACUUAUUACAUAUUAUAAGUUCAUAAAAAUAUGUAAAUACAAUUAUAUUGAAGACA
Messenger RNA from Cinclus cinclus, 2687 nucleotides. It is a transcript of the gene TM9SF2, whose product is annotated as transmembrane 9 superfamily member 2. Lineage: Eukaryota; Metazoa; Chordata; Aves; Passeriformes; Cinclidae. Bases 76 to 2028 code for a protein of 650 amino acids. The transcript is spliced from 17 exons. Gene Ontology annotation, cellular component: membrane. Gene Ontology annotation, biological process: protein localization to membrane. The record is from RefSeq and is a predicted model, not a curated record.